Bicyclus anynana (squinting bush brown) is the source of this 2062-nucleotide messenger RNA. RefSeq names its product glucose-1-phosphatase-like. The coding region runs from base 242 to 1429 and encodes 395 amino acids. Gene Ontology annotation, biological process: dephosphorylation. Gene Ontology annotation, molecular function: sugar-phosphatase activity. Gene Ontology annotation, cellular component: outer membrane-bounded periplasmic space. The record is from RefSeq and is a predicted model, not a curated record. Lineage: Eukaryota; Metazoa; Arthropoda; Insecta; Lepidoptera; Nymphalidae. The transcript has a single exon.
AUACGCGGAACCUUAUUAUCAUAACGGUUCGAGGUUUGGUGUGACAUAACACCUAACCCCGGUAAUUUAUUAUUAUCAUAGCGUGAUGAUGAAAUACGAUUAAUAACUUGUAAAAUCUUAUCGGUAUCGUUCUUACUUAAUUCAGUAAAACAUUUGAAUUCGUUCGGAAAUCUAGGUACACAAUAUUGAGCAAAAGUGAAUGGGGACAAAAUAAACUAAAGCUUUGUAAAUUCAAAUAGCUAUGGCGGGAAAAUUUGUGAUUGUGUUUAUGGUGAACGUAUUUGUUCUCGUAUACGGAAAAAAAUUAACACAAGUGGUGAUGUUAAGUAGGCAUAAUAUUCGAGCACCGUUAAUAGAUAAUUUGGAACAUUUUUCUCCAAACGCUUGGCCUGUGUGGAGUUACAGGCCUGCUCAUUUGACAGCAAAAGGUGCAAUGCUUGAAGAAUAUAUGGGUGAAUAUUUGAAACAUUGGCUUGAGGAAGAGAAUUUGUUAAGUGAAAGUUGUCCAAAUGAGAGCGAAAUACACAUUUACGCAAAUACUAAGCACAGAACGCGAGAAUCGGCGAAAGCAUUCGCUAGAGGUGCGUUUAGGAAUUGCGAUGUCAAAGUGCACGUAAUCGAUUCCGAAGAUAUGGACCCAAUAUUCAACCCUGUUAUCCAUAAUGCAUCUGAUGCACAAAAAACAGCAAUAAUUGGAGAAAUGCAGCUAAAAUUAGAUGCGCUUCAAUUGCAAGAUCCUUAUUUGGAAUUGGAAAACAUAGUGGAAUUAAAAACAGCCGAAUCUUGCACUUACGAAAAUAUAUGCAAUUUUGCGAAUGUUAAGGAUGACAUUUUUUACGAAGUUGGUGAAGAACCGAAUAUAAAAGGUCCUUUGGCGCAAGGCAACAGUAUCGUAGACUCGUUUUUAAUGAGCUACUAUGAAGGAAUGCCUUCAGAUCAAGUCGCUUGGGGUAAGAUCAAAACUCCUGAACAGUGGAAAUCCCUUGCAAAAAUUACAAAGGAAAAUCAAAAUGUACGGUUUAAUAGUACGAUACUAGCUAAAGAUGUAGCAAAACCAUUGAUUGAUUACAUAAAAAAUAUACUGCUAAAAGAAAAACCGCCAAAAUUUACUUUGCUACACGGCCAUGACUCGAAUGUGAAUUCGGUUUUGGCGGCAAUCGGAUUCAAAGGUUUUGUGCUGCCAGAUCAAUAUGAAACUACACCAUUGGGGGGCAAGGUAGUCUUCCAGAAAUGGCACGAUGACGAUGAUAACAAAGAUUUGUUAAAAGUUCAUUACGUUUACCAAACCACUGAACAGCUUAGGGAUGGCAUUAAAUUGACUGAAGAAAAUCAUCCCCAAUGGGUACAAUUGGAAAUUAGAACAUGCCCCGUUGAUGAAGAUGGUUAUUGUGAUUGGGGAAACUUUAUAAACUAUUUGAAUCUUAUAUAAUAACAACAAAAAAUUAAUGUAUGAAGCUCUUAAAUUUCGCAACAUCAAAUAAUAUAUUAAUAUUAAAAUUAAAACAAGUACUUAUUAUGUAAUAUUACGAUUACGUGAAACGUUGUUUAUUAAAUUUGCAUUUGAAUAAAAGUUGUACUAUUUUAUAAUUAGGUCGCCGUUUCUUUACCUACAAUAAAAAUGUUACUAUCAUUGUCAUACCAAUUUAAAUGACAAACUACAGGCAUCCCCCCCUUCUUAUAGAAAAAGGAUUAGAAGCAUCGAUUGAUAGGCACGAUAGUAUUAAGCAUUGGGCUUGAUACUAUCGUGCCAAGUAAUGAUCACUUAGACGUUAAUGUUAUUGACUGGGGCUGGCUUAACUUGCUCUCCGAGAUACGAAGGUGUUAAACUAACAGCACCGACUUUUCAAUUCUACUGUGCUAUUCACGCUGUUGGCGGAAGCAGGGCACGGUGAAAGGUGCGCAAAAACGCUGUCAUUCGUUCAUCGAAUUUUAGUGCCCAUUUUUUUUCCAUACCGGGGGCUAUAUAUGAAAAAUCGAUUCUUAUGGAGUAAAUUCCAAAAAAUGUUAAAAGAAAGAAAAGCUCGUUACGUUAGGGAAAAUUUAUUUUAACAAAUGGCAAUGC